Messenger RNA from Microthlaspi erraticum, 1290 nucleotides. The record is from the annotation of a GenBank genome assembly. Lineage: Eukaryota; Viridiplantae; Streptophyta; Magnoliopsida; Brassicales; Brassicaceae.
AUGUUUCAGUUGCACGGAGAGAAUUACCAUUUAAUGGGCAGCAUGAUUCCACAACCUGGAGAUUAUGCAAAAUUCUAUCAGAUGUAUAUUGUUGACAUGGAGAAUGAGAUCGAAAAUAGGCUCACUUUCCUCAGCAAGGCUAAAAAUGCACAAGAAUCAACUAAGAAGAACCGACUACGGAAGGAAAUCAUUGAAUUGUUCGUCAAGGUCUUAGAUGAGCACAACCCGUACGUGAAGACAUUUCGGUCUGCAAGAGAGAGAUUCAACACUGACCCUGAGCACAGUUUUCACAUGAGGAUUAUAAGUGAUCGUGUUACUGAUGGAAGAACUUACAACACUCCUACGGCUUCUGAGGUUGCUGCAAUCAUUCCCGGAGAUUUCAAUUUUGACAUGGGGAAGAACCGUGAUAUAAUCCUACAAAAACAAUCCGGAAAGCUGAGGCGUAUUAGCGAGAUUCAUCCGUCGUAUAUCCCACUACAAUAUCCUACGUGUUUCGUUUAUGGAGAAGAUGGUUUCAGGCUUGGAAUUAAGAAAGCAGAUUCAGUUUACGGGAAAAAAAAUAAGAAGGAAAACAUCUCUGUUAGACAGUUUUUUGCUUUCCGUCUAUUUGAAAGAACAAAAGAGUCUAACCAUCUCUUACACUCGAGGAGGCUGUUUCAGCAGUACUUGGUCGAUACCUACACCAUGAUUGAGACUAACAGGCUUACCUAUCUGCGGAUGAACCAGACAAGCUUGAGAUCAGACAGUUAUGACUCAAUCAAACAAGCUGAAGACGCAGGUGUCAUUGAAAUGGAGGAACAAGGUAAUAAGUUUUACUUGCAUGCGUCUUUCACUGGAGGACCAAGGUAUAUGAGGGAGUUAUAUUUCGAUGCGAUGGCGAUAUGCAGACAUUAUGGUUUCCCGGAUUUGUUCAUCACAUUUACAUGCAAUCCUAAAUGGCCAGAACUAACCCGAGAGCUUGAUGGUACAAAUCUGAAACCUACGGAUAGAGCUGAACUCAUCUGCAGGCUGUAUCAUAUAAAACUAGCGUCACUCAUGGAAGACUUGACGGAUAAUGGACUCCUAGGCCAAACAGUUGCGUCAAUGUAUACAAUAGAAUUUCAAAAACGAGGACUGCCACAUGCUCACAUUCUUCUGUUUAUGCAUCAGAAGUGCAAGUUUCCAACUACGGAUGAUAUCGAUAAGAUUAUAUCAGCAGAGAUACCAGAUAAGGUGGAGGAGCCAGAACUAUAUGAAGUUGUGAAGGAUAUGAUGAUUCACGGUCCUUGCGGUAAUAGAGAACCAAGAUAA